CUUUCCAGAUGCCAAACUUUCUUUCCCCUUCUGGUCGAUCCCCAAAAGCUCUCUCUCUCUCUCUCUCUGAAGUACAAGUAUUAGUUGGGCCAGCUUCUUUCCAGAGGCCAAACGGAAAGAAUCCCUAUCAGUGAUUUCCUUCCCCUUCUGGUCGAUCCCCAAAAGCUGUUGUUUGCUUCUUAUCCUGAGCAUUUUCUCUGAAAUUUUAGCGGAAAAUGACAGAUCAGAUGAGUGGGAGCAAUGGAAACCACGGAGUUGUCUUGGAAAUGAAAGACAAUUCCAACACCAAGGAAGAAAUUGAAAGCACUUUCUUCUCUUUUCCCUUCAUUCAAAAGUUGAUCGCAGAGGUCUUCGGGACAUACUUCUUGAUAUUCGCGGGUUGUGGGUCCGUGGCGGUGAACUUGGACUACGACAAGGUGGUGACGCUCCCGGGGAUAUCGAUAGUAUGGGGGUUAGCGGUGAUGGUGCUGGUGUACUCCGUCGGACACAUCUCCGGCGCCCAUUUCAACCCGGCCGUCACCAUUGCUUUCGCCACCUGCAAGAGGCUUCCGUGGAAACAGGUGCCUCCAUAUAUAUUGGCACAAGUUUUGGGAUCAACGUUGGCGAAUGGGACACUGCGGUUGCUAUUCACUGGCAAGCUGAACCAUUUCCUGGGGACUCAACCGGCUGGUUCGGAUGUGCAAGCAUUCGUGUUUGAGUUCAUCAUCACUUUUUACCUCAUGUUCGUCAUCUCUGGCGUUGCCACCGAUAAUAGAGCAAUAGGGGAGCUCGCUGGCCUUGCUGUUGGAGCAACCGUCUUGCUUAACGUGAUGUUUGCAGGUAACGGGAGCAUCUAUGAAUCCGGCAAGGAGCUUGGGUCCGGCGAUAGUGUUUCACCACUACGACAAGCUGUGGAUCUACAUCGUGGCACCAACAACCGGGGCGAUUUCCGGGGCAUGGAUCUACAACCUGAUCCGAUUCACCGACAGGCCCAUCCGAGAGAUCACCAAGUCCGGCUCUUUCCUCCGAGGGCAGAGCUCUUCUUGAGUCAAAACUCAUUCCACCCACCCACCCACCCCCUUCCCCAUCCUCCCUCCUCUCUCUCUCUCUCUCUCUCUCUCUGCGGUCAAACUUGCUCCGCCUUUUAGUUCUCUUUUGAUUUUUGCUAAUAAUGCGUGCAUUCAUGGUGAAAAGGCUUUUCUUUAGUUCAAUUGAUGAUUUAUUCCCUUCUCUCUGGAGUUGAAAUGUUCACGCGUUGUAAUUGUAUUUAGGAAAUUACUUUUCUAAUGAUCCAAACGAUGAUUCCAACCUACUGAGGUCUAUAACCUCGGCCGGUGGUUCGCUGACAGGCCCCUCCAAUAAAUCACCUGGUCUGGUUCUUUCCUACCAAGUUUCGCCGGAA
Messenger RNA from Eucalyptus grandis, 1381 nucleotides. RefSeq names its product aquaporin NIP1-1. Gene Ontology annotation, biological process: transmembrane transport. Gene Ontology annotation, cellular component: membrane. Lineage: Eukaryota; Viridiplantae; Streptophyta; Magnoliopsida; Myrtales; Myrtaceae. Gene Ontology annotation, molecular function: channel activity. The transcript has 5 exons. The coding region runs from base 216 to 1127 and encodes 303 amino acids. The record is from RefSeq and is a predicted model, not a curated record.